AUGUUGGUGAUGGAUAUCGUGGACCGUUUAUUUGUUACAAUGUUUGACAGUUUGGAAGAGAAUUGCCAAAAGGAGCUUGAAGCUAUUGGGAAGCAGUAUCCAUUUGAGCCUUUGAAGUACUUGCGAAAGACCCUACGACUUACGUUUCAAGAAGGGGUUCAAAUGCUGAAGGAGAAUGAUCUUUAUGGUUGGAGAAACUUUUCAAGCAUAGUGGAUGGACUUCUAAGAUGUGGUAGAAAGGGGGCGAAGAAUAAUAGUAUCGAAGGGGUGCCUUUGUACAGCGACAAGAGUGCCGUAAUUGAGAAGAGUAAGGAAUUCUCUGUUUUGGUAGGUGGAAGAAUGUUGUAG
Messenger RNA from Ilex paraguariensis (yerba mate), 348 nucleotides. The record is from the annotation of a GenBank genome assembly. NCBI's taxonomy places the organism in Eukaryota, Viridiplantae, Streptophyta, Magnoliopsida, Aquifoliales, Aquifoliaceae.